This is a messenger RNA of Clonostachys solani, 2712 nucleotides long. Lineage: Eukaryota; Fungi; Ascomycota; Sordariomycetes; Hypocreales; Bionectriaceae. The record is from the annotation of a GenBank genome assembly.
AUGACCGUCUUCGUGGUUUCGCUCUUCCUCCCGAAAACCGUCUACUUCAAUCUUCCUCCGGGCACCCCGCCGAAAAAGCCAGUCGCCAAACACGGUAGCUUGCAAGCGUCCAAGACGUUUCCAAUCCAGGCUCUCAAGCCAAUACUUGCCGACACCACUCCCAGCCUCUUCGCCCCUCGACCCGACAUCACUCCUCCUCAGACGCCUACCGAGUCCCUUCGAAUCGACCCAUUCGCUAACGAAGAUGGCUUCCGAGUGCAGUUCCCUAAUGAACUUGUUUCGCCAGUCAAUCGAAAGAGCUCCUCGACAUGGGGUGGACGACCGAACCAGCCUCUUUCUCGCGCCAACUCUCCUCCGCCUGCCGCUAUCUCCGAGCAUGGCCGUACAAUGCAGAAGGCCAAAGAGCUCAGUCGCCAGGGAGUGAACCAGCCGAAGCCUCUCGUUAGAAGCGAAUCGCACGACCGAGUAUUCUCCUCAGCACCAUGGGUGGUUGUUGAUGCUGAUCAGGGCAAUGGUGGUCUGAGGAAUGCUGUUGAAGCUGCUGCUCGCGAGGGCAAGCUUGGCGAUCUUACAUGGUGCGGGACACUCGGGAUGCCUACGGACGCCAUCGAUGGUACGCCUCAGAAGCAGGAUAUCGAGGACACAUUGGCAACCAUGCAUGACAUGUUGACCGUCUUCUGCACUGACAAGGACUUUGACGGCCACUACACGCACUUCUGCAAGCAAAUCCUGUGGCCAGUCUUUCACUACCAGAUGCCGGAUAAUCCCAAGAGCAAGGCCUACGAGGACCAUUCAUGGAAAUACUAUGUCAAUCUGAACCAAGCGUUCGCUGAUAAGAUUAUCAAGAAUUGGAAGCGAGGCGAUGUCAUCUGGAUUCAUGACUACCACCUGCUGCUCGUGCCCGGCAUGAUUCGUCAGAAGCUCCCUGAAGCUAAGAUCGGCUUCUUCCUUCAUGUGGCAUUCCCCUCGUCCGAAGUUUUUAGGUGUCUAGCCGUUCGCAAGGAACUUCUCGAAGGCAUGCUCGGUGCCAACCUGAUUGGCUUUCAGAUCCCCGAAUAUACACGCCACUUCCUUCAGACCUGCAGCCGCAUCCUCAACGUGGAAGCAACACCGGAGGGAAUCCAGCUUGAGGAUCGGUUCGUCGACGUUGCCAGCCUCGCCAUCGGAAUUGACCCUGUUAGUCUCAGCAAGCACCGAAACGACGAGGACGUCACUCAGUGGCUCGCCACUCUUCGAGAGCGAUACAAAGACAAGAAGCUUAUCGUAGCUCGCGACAAGCUAGAUCACGUCCGUGGCGUUCGACAGAAGCUUUUGUCCUAUGAGCUGUUCCUUAAUAAGAAUCCCCAGUGGCGAGGACACACGGUACUGAUUCAAGUUGCGCUCUCCAGCGAGCGUAGCGAUCUUGACGCCACUGUCUCUGAUAUCGUCACCCGAGUCAAUUCGUCAUGGGCCAACUUGGCUUAUCAACCUGUGGUGUACCUGAAGCAAGAUAUUGAUUACGCCCAAUACUUGGCACUGCUCACGAUUGCCGACGCGCUCAUGAUCACAAGCCAACGCGAAGGAAUGAAUCUGACCUCUCACGAAUACCUAUACUGCCAGGACGGAGCCAUACUGCCCGAGUCUAAGCAUGGUUCUCUGAUUCUGUCAGAAUUCACGGGAACUGCAUCCAUUUUCAACAAGAAUGAGUUGUCUGUGAACCCUUGGGACUACCGCCAGUGUGCCGAGGCGAUUCAAAAGGCGCUUGAGAUGUUGCCUGAUGAGAAGCAGACCCGGUGGGAGAAGUUGUACAAGGCUGUCUCGAACAACACUGGGUCCCACUGGGUUGACGAAUUCAUCACCAGGCUCAACAAGGCGCAUAAUGAGCAGCACUCCCGAGACCAGACAGCUGUUCCACGUCUGUCGAUCCCCUCGGUUUGCCGUCAGUAUCAGCAGUCUCAGCGAAGGCUUUUCAUCCUCGACUAUGAAGGCACUCUUGUGAGCUGGGGAUCGAUUUCCCAGAUUAUUGCAACAAGCCCCCAGAGGACCCUAGACAUUCUGAACGACCUGCUCCUCGACGAGCGCAACAUUGUUUAUGUCAUGUCUGGCCGCAGACCUGAGGAGCUCGAACGUGUCUUCCGCCGUGUACCAAACCUUGGCCUCAUCGCUGAGAAUGGCUGCUUCCUCAAAGAAUCGAGCAGCAACGACUGGAUAGAAAUGGCCGACACCACCCAGAUAAACUCAUGGAAAGAUUCGGUCAGGCCUAUCCUGAGCUACUUUUUGGAGAGAACCCCCGGUGCUGAGUUGGAGGAAAGACACUGCAGCCUUGUCUUCCAUUAUAAGGGCUCGGAUGACCCAGAGGCUGCCACCCGACUCGCAGCUGAAUGCGCCACUCACGUCAAUGAUGCCUGUGAAUCGCAACGCGUGCACGCCAUCCCUCAAGAGGGGUACAUCAUCGUGGAGCCUAUCGACUGGUCCAAGAAGACUGCCGCUUGCAAAGUAUUUGAGAAGUUGCACGGGCAGCCAGAGUCUACUCCGGUAGAUUUCCUCAUGGUGGUUGGAGAUGGACGGGAGGAUGAAAAGGUCUUCAAAUGGGCCAACCGUCUGCACCAAAACUCUGUCAAGGAGGUAGUCACUGUAAGCCUUGGAAGCCGGAGCACCGAGGCUACGGCCACCCUUACUCAGGGGGUCAGCGGUGUGCUCACGUGUCUUCAGCGACUCGCUCAGAGUUCUUAA